CUGCGCACGCCCCACUCGUGUCAUGUGACCGAGGAGUGUCGGGGGGCCUGGGCUGGAGGAGGAAGAACCGGACCCCUGGAGGGAUGGAGGCGACUUUGGAGCAGCACUUGGAAGACACAAUGAAGAAUCCGUCCAUUGUUGGAGUCCUGUGCACAGAUUCGCAAGGGCUUAACCUGGGCUGCCGCGGGACCCUGUCGGAUGAGCACGCCGGGGUGAUAUCCGUGCUGGCCCAGCAGGCGGCCAAGCUGACCUCGGACCCUACCGACAUUCCCGUGGUAUGUCUAGAGUCCGACAGUGGGAACAUCAUGAUCCAGAAGCACGACGGCAUCACCGUGGCGGUGCACAAGAUGGCCUCCUGACGCCCGGGCCGCCCUGCCGCCGCCCGCCCCCGGGGUCCGCGCCCCUCCGUGUGACUGGGGCGGCACGUGCGGCGCCGGCUGCAGUAGUCAGGCUGCCCCCUGCAUGUGCUCUGGGCCCUUGUGUGCUGAGUUCGGGGUGAGUGGCCCGUGGCCGCUCCGGGGCUGACUUAAAACAUUGGCAAGAACGGACCUUGCUCUGCAGCGGCAGGUGCAGGUGACUUGGCACAGAGAGUUUUGUCGUGUUCAAUAAACGUGGUUGGAGGAAA
Phyllostomus hastatus (greater spear-nosed bat) is the source of this 625-nucleotide messenger RNA. It is a transcript of the gene LAMTOR5, whose product is annotated as late endosomal/lysosomal adaptor, MAPK and MTOR activator 5. Gene Ontology annotation, molecular function: guanyl-nucleotide exchange factor activity. Lineage: Eukaryota; Metazoa; Chordata; Mammalia; Chiroptera; Phyllostomidae. The transcript has 4 exons. Gene Ontology annotation, biological process: positive regulation of TORC1 signaling; cellular response to amino acid stimulus. Gene Ontology annotation, cellular component: cytoplasm; Ragulator complex; lysosome. The record is from RefSeq and is a predicted model, not a curated record. The coding region runs from base 84 to 359 and encodes 91 amino acids.